Lampris incognitus (smalleye Pacific opah) is the source of this 3774-nucleotide messenger RNA. It is a transcript of the gene pparg, whose product is annotated as peroxisome proliferator-activated receptor gamma. Gene Ontology annotation, cellular component: nucleus. Lineage: Eukaryota; Metazoa; Chordata; Actinopteri; Lampriformes; Lampridae. Gene Ontology annotation, biological process: cell differentiation; negative regulation of transcription by RNA polymerase II; hormone-mediated signaling pathway. Gene Ontology annotation, molecular function: zinc ion binding; RNA polymerase II cis-regulatory region sequence-specific DNA binding; nuclear receptor activity. The record is from RefSeq and is a predicted model, not a curated record.
AACUAAACGUGACAGAACGCUCGGUGGUGGACUCUGACGCACCGGUCCGGUUGCGCUGCGUGGCGACGCGUCAAACUGCAACAUAACAUCGCAGCGCUUGAUUUGAUAUCAUGUGAUAUCACAUGUGGCCUCAUAUGUAACCAAUACAACACGACGGAGGACCCGAGACACGUGGACACCUGCCCUCCAACACCGUCCAGGGUGCUGACCAUGAGAGGCCUCUGAACCAAAGAGAGACGGGUCACAUCCAUUUUGCGGAGGACGUUGCAUCGGCUAAAGUGUCUCCUCCUCCUCCUCUUCCUGCCAUCUCUCUCUCCACCGUCAACAUGGUGGACAUGCAGCCGCUGCUGUCAUGGCCGGGUUUCAGCCUGUGUGCCGUUGACCUCCCUGAGCUGGACAUGAAGCCAUACUCCACCGUAGACUACGCUACCAUCUCCUCCUCCUCCACCUCCUCCCCGUCCUCCUCCCUCUCUCCCUCCCUCCCUUCUUCGAUCUCCUCUGGCUGUGGUGGCGAAGGCAUGACCUUUGACCCGAGUCCGCCGCAGAGCGAGGACCAUCUGGUCAACAUGGACUAUGCUGGCGUACACGGCUACACCACGGAGCUGGACAUGCACAAUUCUAUCAAGCUGGAGCCAGAGUCUCCUCCUCAGUUCUCAGAAAACCUCCUGUUCUCCAAACUCCAUGAAGACGCCUCCUCGUCAGCCUCCCUCAGCAUCGAGUGUCGCGUCUGUGGAGACAAAGCCUCCGGAUUUCAUUAUGGAGUCCACGCCUGUGAGGGCUGCAAAGGAUUUUUCAGACGGACAAUCCGGUUAAAGUUGGUGUACGACCACUGUGACCUCCACUGUCGAGUUCAUAAGAAGUCCCGUAACAAAUGUCAAUACUGUCGCUUCCAGAAGUGCCUGAUGGUGGGCAUGUCACACAACGCCAUUCGUUUUGGACGUAUGCCACAGGCGGAGAAGGAGAAGCUGCUGGCGGAGUUCUCCUCUGAUGUGGACCAGAUGUACCCAGAGGCUGCAGACCUGCGAGCUCUGGCCCGACAUCUCUAUGAAGCCUAUCUCAAAUACUUCCCUCUCACCAAGGCCAAGGCCCGGGCAAUCCUCUCUGGCAAGACUGGGGAUAAUGCGCCUUUUGUCAUCCAUGAUAUGAAGUCUCUGAUGGAAGGAGAACAGUUCAUAAACUGCAGACAGAUACCAGUCCAGGAGAACCAGCAGAACCAGAACCAGUAUGGUGGGAUCACAAUGGGAGGUGGAGGUCACUUGGGCUCGGCCUAUGGCAUCGACCAGGGACCUACGGAUGCCGUUGAGCUGCGUUUUUUCUACCGCUGCCAGUCACGCUCGGCCGAAGCGGUGCGGGAGGUGACCGAGUUUGCCAAGAGUAUCCCCGGAUUCACAGAACUGGACCUGAACGACCAGGUGACCCUACUAAAGUACGGCGUGAUCGAGGUCCUGAUAAUCAUGAUGGCCCCUCUGAUGAACAAGGACGGGACGCUGAUCUCGUACGGCCAGAUCUUCAUGACCCGUGAGUUCCUGAAGAGCCUCAGGAAGCCCUUCUGCCAGAUGUUGGAGCCAAAGUUUGAGUUCUCCGUCAAGUUCAACACACUGGAGCUGGACGACAGCGACAUGGCCCUCUUCCUGGCCGUCAUCAUCCUCAGCGGGGACCGCCCCGGCCUCCUGAACGUGAAGCCCAUCGAGCGGCUGCAGGAGACGGUCCUCCACUCGCUGGAGCUCCAGCUGAAGGUGAACCACCCGGACUCCCUGCAGCUCUUCGCCAAGCUGCUGCAGAAGAUGACGGACUUGCGACAGAUCGUCACCGACCACGUCCACCUCAUCCAGCUGCUGAAGAAGACCGAGGUGGACAUGUGCCUUCACCCGCUGCUGCAGGAGAUCAUCAAGGACUUGUAUUAGAGGGACAUACUCGGAGAGGUGGGAGCCGACGUUGUGUCGUCAUUGUGUUGAGAAACGAGAGCGACUCAGACAACGACUGAAAAAAGAGAAACAAAAUGAGGAAGAAAAGGGAGUAAAAAAAGAAAAAAAGUGAAAGGACAUGUGAGCUGGAUGUGGUCUAGACCACAGCAUGUGAAUAUGAUGACGCCGCAGUGUGUUUAGUCAGCGUGGAGCCCGGACGUUUCAUCAUGAGCACGCCGCCAACAUCAGCACGAAACUGCCCGCCGCCGCAGCAGCGCCGGCGACCCGCACGCCCCUCUGAAGGGCCGCGGACUGUCUGAUCACCUUGCUUCAGAGACACACUUCUGAAUAUUCAGAGCAGCCAGCAUUCCCAGAUAGCAAAGCUGCUGUGGCCCGGACCCGUCCCCAACCGACACCUGCAUCCGGCCCACAUACCCCCAUGGAAUGAUGGCACUUGGGAGGUCCGCUCCUGUUUGCCAGAUCUGGGCCAGAACCAAGCCGUAGCAAUGCCGCAUGUGCCACAUAUCUGCCAAAGGUGGCCAUAUUUGUUUAGUGAUAUUUGGGCCAUACUCACCAUUUACCACACGGGGCGCUGCAGGGUCACAUCCAGACCACAUGCUGCCCAGAGCACCGCAUCUUUGCCACAAAAGGCCCACAUGUGAUUUGACGUAUUUGGGCCAUAUUUGUUAUUAUACAUGUGGGCCACUUCAGGCUCACAUCCGUUUUGUCAGGGCCAGAAGGAGGCCACCAGUGCCGCAUCACUGCCUGAAGUGGCCCACAUCCGGGUGCUGUCUGGGUUCAGGGCCUUUCAGAAGGUAAAGAUGCAUCACUGUGAGUAUUUAGAAAGCCACAAUUACCAUGUGCCUGCAUGAGGUUCAUGUGCUUCCUGCAUAUCCACAAAGCAGCGGGCAGCAGUGUCAGAUCCCUGUAUUGUGCUGAUAAACACACACACACACACACACACACAAGUCACUUCAGGCCUUGGCAUUGAAGUGAAGGCGUCAUCUCUUUUAAAGCAGCUUUUCUGGAAGACAGAUUUCAAAUUAAAAGCCUGUAAGAAGGUUUUCUCGUCUCCGCCGUGUGAAGCGAACGUCAGAUGUGAUGAAGAUCAUAUCAGACGUGUGAUGAAGAUCAUAUCAGACAUGUGAUGAAGAUCAUAUCAGACAUGUGAUGAAGAUCAUAUCAGACAUGUGAUGAAGAUCAUAUCAGACGUGAUGAAGAUCAUAUCAGCUAACUGUUCAAAAAUACACAGGAGGCCAUGUUUGUGCCUUUUGCUAUGUGGAAGCUGUGCUAUUUUUCCUGUCUAAAGGACUUUUAUUGUGAAAUGAAUGUCACACACAAUGCCACAAUAUGUUAUACACACAAAUGUAUAUAUGUGUGUGUGUGUGUGUUUUAUAUAUAUAUAUAUAUAUAUAUAUAGUCACACAGACACACACACACACAUAUACAUUUGUGUGUAUAAUAUAUUAUAUAGACACACAGGUGUGUAUAAUAUGUAUAUGAAUAAAUAUCGCUGUACAGGUGAGAUUAUCUACCAAACAUGAGAACUGAAUGCAACUGACUAUUGGAUUUACAUGUUUUAUUUCCACUUAUGAAACAUGUUGGAUGAUGCAGUAACUCUCCCACUGGUUUAGACGUUUUUAAGCGACGUGCGUGAGUCUGAUGCACCAGAGGGGUUUCGGGUGAGUCUGGUUCACCAGAGGGUUUUCGGGUGAGUCUGGUUCACCAGAGGGGUUUCGGGUGAGUCUGGUUCACCAGAGGGGUUUCGGGUGAGUCUGGUUCACCAGAGGGUUUUCAGCUCCGCUCGGACUGAGGGGUUAAAUUAAGUGGGGAAAGUAGAAAUUUGUAAAUAAAUUUUAUUUUAAAUAAA